GCGGAGGCUGAGGAUAUUUGUUGCUGCGCCGCCACCGCCCGAGCCAUGGUCCGCGAUUCACUCCGGCUCUCUUAGCAGCAGCCGCCGCCGCCGCCGCCCUGUGAUCUGCGGCCUCACUCGCUCCUUCUGCUCCCGCUGAGCCACUUUUCCGCUCAGCGCUAUGACCGUCGUUUCUGUCCCACAGCGGGAGCCGCUUGUUCUCGGCGGCCGCCUUUCGUCCAUGGGCUUUUCCACCCGCGGUUACUGCGGCGCCCUCCCGAUGGUUACCGCUGCUCCUCCGCCUUUACCCCGGACCCCGGACCCCCGGGCGCCACCUCCCACCCUCUUCCUCCCUCACUUCUUGGGGGGAGACGGUCCCUGCCUGACCCCCCAGCCUCGCGCCCCGGCACCUCUCCCCAGCUGCAGCCUCGCCGCGGCGGGGGGCACCCCUCGGGCGGCACCAAAGAAGCGACGAAAGAAGAAGGUGCGGACCAGCCCGUCGGGGCAGCUACCCAGCCGCUUCCACCAGUACCAGCAGCACCGGCCGAGCCUGGAGGGCGGGCGGAGUCCCGCGGCGGGCCACUGCGGAGCGCAGCAAGUCCCGGACCAGGCCCAGGCCGCCGCCUGGGUCCCAGCUCCUGCGACCGCAACCCGAACUGAGGAAGCGAGCCCUUUACUUGGCCCGCUGCCGCCCGCGGCGCCCGGCCAACCCUCGUUCAGAAGAGAGGUUUUAAAAUCAAAGAUGGGAAAAUCGGAGAAAAUUGCCAUUCCCCACGGCCAGCUUGUUCAUGGUAUACCCUUGUGUGAACAACCAAAGAUAAACAGACAGAAAAACAAAUAUAACUUACCACUAACCAAGAUCACCUCUGCAAAACGAAAUGAAAAUAACUUUUGGCAGGAUUCUGUUUCAUCUGAUAUAAUUCAGAAGCAGGAAAAAAAGCCUUUUAAAAAUACUGAGAAUAUUAAAAAUAAGCAUUUGAAGAAAUCAUCAUUUCUAACUGAAGUGAGCCAAAAGGAGAAUUAUGCUGGGGCAAAGUUUAGUGAUCCACCAUCUCCUAGUGUUCUUCCAAAGCCUCCUAGUCACUGGAUGGGAACCACCAUCGAGAAUUCCAACCAAAAUAGGGAGUUGAUGGCAGUACACUUAAAAACUCUCCUAAAAGUUCAGACUUAGAUCUCAGUAUGUAUGUAAAACAUAGUUUUUCCAAAAUCCCUGGACUCCUUGAAAAGAAGUGGUACAGAAACGGAAAAUUGCCUUGUUGUAACAUACAAGGGCAGAAGAUGAGUUUAAAAAAUUACAAACAGCUUGUAUUAUAUUUUAUAUUUUGUAAAUACUGUAUACCAUGUAUUAUGUGUAUAUUGUUCAUACUUGAGAGGUACAUUAUAGUUUUGUUAUGAAAGUAUGUAUUUUGCCCUGCCCAGAUGGUAGGUGUUUUGUAUAUAUACAAUGGAGAAAUUUUAAGUGUGCUAAGGCACAUAUAAGACCGAUCUAUUUGCACAAGGUACUGAGAUUUUUUUCAAGAAACAGCUGUUGAAUCUCAAGGUGAAGAUCUCAAUGUGAACAGUUUACUAAUGCACUACUGAAGUUAAAUCUGUGGCACAAUCAUUGUAAACAUAGGGUUUGUCUAUGUUUCUCUAAGUUGAUUUCUGCCUUCUAAUCUGUAAUUACUGGAAAACUUCUAUUCCCAUUUUUACCAAACUUAAUUUCUGGUUUUUGGUUUAUAUCCAUUCAGAUUUAAAAUUUUAAUGCCAACAAAAUCGGUUGUAAUCAAAUUUUAAAACAAUAAUAAUAAUUUGGCCCCCCCCUUUUAAGUCUUGACUCUUUGUGUGUGAUUGUUUUUCAUGUUUGAAUGUGUAACUAGGAGAUGGAUUUUAACUUUCCAUUUCACUGGCUAAAUGUUUAUACUAAUUGUAUGUCCUCUUGAAAUUUGGAGAGUCUAAUUUAACACUACUACCUCUAAGGGGAGGAAUUCCCCAUCUUACGAAUGGAAAUGGUUGUGGGCAAAAAGUAUAGCUGAUUUAGUUUAUAGCUUAGAAUAUGUUUUUUUAUUUUUGAACUGUUUCGUAAGGUACCACAUUUACAAUGAAGGAAAAUGGCACUUGUUUGGUUUUCAAAUUUUGUUUUCAAACUUUCAGUAUACUGGUUUUCAAAAUCAGUAUAUUGAUACUGAAUGGGAUACUUGAAUCAAAGCAAAUAUAACAUAUUAAAAUAAUAGAUGGAGAUUUUGGAAUCUGAAGCUUGUUUGAAGUUACUGUAGCAUAUGUGUUUUUUACUUGAAAAUUCAAACUUCUACUCAAUAGUGUAUAAGGUCUAUUCCAAUAAGAAAUUCUAGAACACAAUUUUCCCUUUUCAUUAUACAAAGCCAAGGUUAUCCCAAACAGUACAAAGGAAAAAGUGGUCAUGAGUAAUUGAUCAAUAUUUAGACAUGUGAAAAUGUAAAGUUGUUAAAAGGUUAUAUAUGAUUUUAUAAAAUAGUGUAGAUGAGAAGGUGCUACCAUCCUGAGGGGAAGAAAUGAGUCAUAGUCUCAAUUUCUUGGACCCUUUGGUUCACACAAGGGAGGGCCCACCUUUAGAAUCCUGUUGCCUUGACGAGCAGUGCCAGGAUGGUGUGAUGACUCGUUACUGCCGCCACAGAAUCCCAACAAUUUACAACUUGUAAACAACCCGUCCGGCCAUUUUGCUUUGGCACUGAUUGUAACAUGCCUUGUUCUUACGAAUUUAGAGAAAGUUAUACAUACAGAUCUAUAUAGCUAGAUUCUUAAAAAGCAUUUAGAGAAACUAAGAUACAGGUGCACUUUCAACCUUGUAAAGACUUUUUUUUUUUCUUUUAGCCGAGAGGAGUGCUAAUACACUGGUAAAGAAGAUGGCUAAAUUUUUUAAGGGAUGAUAUAAGGAAGUUAUAAAAAAAUUUUACAGUUUGAAAAGUGGUUGAAAAUAGACUACAGAUAGAUUUAGUGAGAAGGUGUUUACAAAUUUAAGUUGAAUAGGUUUGGUUUUACAGUAAAACAGUUAUUUAGCAGUCUUAGUCUCUUCAGACUACUGUAACAAAAUACUAGAGACUGGGUAGCUUGUAAACAAAAUUGCUCAGUUCUGUAGGCUGGGAAGUCUUAAGAUCAAGGCAUCAGCAGGUUUGGCGUCUAGGGCUGCCCAGGUGGUGCUAGUGGUAAAGAGUGUGGCUGCCAAUGCAGGAGAUGGAGGUUCCAUCCCAGGAUCAGGAAGAUCCCCUAGAGGAGGGCAUGGCAACCCACUCCAGGAUUCUUACCUGGAGAAGCAUGGGUAGAGGAGCCUGGUGAGCUACAGUCCAUAGGGUUGCAAAGAAUCUGGACAGGACUGAAGUGAGUUGGCACGUAAGUGAGUUGCUCGCAGAGCCUUCCUGAGGUUUGUAGCCGGUGGCCUUUAGCUGUGCAUGCACAUGGCACAGGGGUGGGGGGCUUUUGGGGCUCCCUUUUAUAAGGACAUGAAUCCCAUUCAUGAGGGUUCCUGCCCUCCUAAUCACUUGCAAAGUCUCUACCUCCUAUUACUGUCACCUUGGGGGCUGGGUUUCAACAUAAAAAUUCAGACCGUAGUGCAGCCUAAUUAUUCAGCAAUUAUUUUUCCCCUAUUGGAGUUUCUUGAAACAUUUCCUCCCAAUGUUCCUGUAAUUUGUUUUGUGGGGGUAUAAAGUACACUGCAGUUUUCUGCUACAGACCUAAAUUUAAACUAAUGGCCUAGUUUAAAAUUGCAAAGGGGUAAAAGGUGUGAGUGGAAAAAAAUUGUUCUAUGCAGUGGCACUUCCCCUGCAAAACACACAUGUGACUUAGAAUCUUAUACUGAAGUGUCUUUAGGUAAAUUUGUACAAUUUGAUACUGAGUUUAUUCAGUUCAUACCACUGAUGCAGUGACAAUAUAGAAAGCUGCUUUUAUUUGCAUUAAUCUUGGUGCUAAGUAAUUCGUGUCCUUGCAGAAUGAGAAAGGAAAAAGUAAUAAAAGACCAAAUUACAAUA
Molecule: messenger RNA, 3959 nt
Organism: Dama dama (fallow deer)
Lineage: Eukaryota; Metazoa; Chordata; Mammalia; Artiodactyla; Cervidae
Gene: PNRC1
Product: proline rich nuclear receptor coactivator 1
Exons: 2
Coding region: 161-1150 (329 amino acids)
Biological process (GO): nuclear-transcribed mRNA catabolic process, nonsense-mediated decay
Cellular component (GO): P-body; nucleus
Source: RefSeq, a predicted model, not a curated record